CCGGAAGUAGUGUGAAUGUCUUUCGGCGAUGUUAGGAGUUUAGAUAACGUUUCACUGUUGUCAGUCCGGUGCCGAAUCUAAAAUGGGUGUUAAAAUCGAGAUGUUUAGAAUGAUGCUGUAUAUUUCAUUUCCCGUGACCAUGUUCUGGAUCUCAAAUCAGGCAGAGUAUUUUGAAGAGUACAUCAUAAAGAGAAAGAGGGAAAUCUUCCCCCCUGAAGAAGGACUGCAUAGGAAAGAGAUGGAGGACUUCAAAGAGCGACUGCAUCUUCAUAAGGAGCAGCAGCGAUUACAAAAGUAUUCUAUGGUGUCUGAAAAUUGAAGAUUAUGUUUUUGAAGAACUGCAUAUAUUCCCAGCCCCACCGAUGGAGGAUUAUUUGGCAGUAUUUCUUGGAUAAUACGAAAAUUGGUGGGACUGGAGUAAGAGCACGACACAUCGGAAAUCUCUGAGAAGUUAACACAUCCCUAAUGUGUGCGAUCCGCAUAUGUCAAGUGGGAUGUCAUUUUUUUCACCAAAUACUUUUCAGAUACCAUAAUUCUAUGUUUAAAUGGCUGAUUAUUUGCUGUGCAUUGUCAUACACUUGUUAUUUGAGUUAUAUAUCCAGUUAGAUCGAAUGUAAUUUUCAUAAUUUAUUUUGUGACGAGCAAUGCCUAUUAAACGUAGAUAUUAUUUUCCAGUUGAGUGCUUUACAAUAUUGUAUCACCGGGGCUGUAAUUGAGAAUUGUUUAUAUGUAACAGAAAGAGACAUAAGAGACCAAAUCACAAAGCACAUCUCCAUAAAUUGAUUUGAAUUGAGCAAAACUGAAAAUACAAAAUAGCUGACUGUAUAUUUACCGACUUCAUAUCCGAUUUGAUUAGAGGCACAGAUGGCAGCAACUUUUACUUUAAGCUUUUAAUGUACAUUCUGGGUAAUCUUUCGUUCAUGUUAUGGGUCAUCUUAUUGGAAAAUAAAAUUUCAUAUUUCACUGGUCGCAGCAGGUUUUUUUCAAUGAGCUCUAUGUUUUUGCUGCAUUCAUUCUUAAUGAAAAACAACUGGCUGCACCAGUGAUAAUUCAGUUGUGUGUGAUGCGGUGACAAAUACAUUGUUUUAUUUUCUUCAUAUCACUGUUGUAAAAGCUUUCUUUCAUCCACUGGGUUUAUAUAAAAACAGUUGCGGGGUUGGAGGAAUUUUAAUUGAGGCACUGACUAUGUAUGAAGUUCUGGUUAACAUAUCAAUGUAAUGCUAUUUUUCAUUAAAGUCAAGGUGGGUUUUAACGAC
Molecule: messenger RNA, 1256 nt
Organism: Pseudoliparis swirei
Lineage: Eukaryota; Metazoa; Chordata; Actinopteri; Perciformes; Liparidae
Product: protein PET100 homolog, mitochondrial
Exons: 4
Coding region: 83-319 (78 amino acids)
Biological process (GO): mitochondrial respiratory chain complex IV assembly
Cellular component (GO): mitochondrial inner membrane; mitochondrion
Source: RefSeq, a predicted model, not a curated record